Messenger RNA from Eufriesea mexicana, 6308 nucleotides. RefSeq lists its product as uncharacterized. Gene Ontology annotation, molecular function: chitin binding; chitinase activity. The record is from RefSeq and is a predicted model, not a curated record. Gene Ontology annotation, cellular component: extracellular region. Gene Ontology annotation, biological process: carbohydrate metabolic process; chitin catabolic process. NCBI's taxonomy places the organism in Eukaryota, Metazoa, Arthropoda, Insecta, Hymenoptera, Apidae. The transcript has 20 exons. The coding region runs from base 1 to 6060 and encodes 2019 amino acids.
AUGGUUCGAGAGGUUCGGGGAGACCCAUGGUGGAGGUGGAGACGACCCAUGAAAAUACAAGGUCGUGAGUGCACCGGAAACGUGCACGGUGAAUCGAGAAGUCGUGUCUAUGCAAGCAUAGUGCGCGAUGUGCUCGACCUGACGAGCUUCCAGCGAAAACAAUCAACAACGGUGUUGGAUUGUGAAACAACGAAAAUGGAUUGGGAGAACCGAACGGUGUCGCUGCUACUUUGCCUAAGCAUUCUACUCGCGACGAUUCACAACGGUAAUGCCGAACGAAAGAUCGUAUGCUACUAUACAAGCUGGUCGAUCUAUCGACCAGGUACAGCCAAGUUUUCGCCGCAAAACAUCAAUCCGUAUUUAUGCACCCACUUGAUCUACGCUUUCGGCGGAUUCACCAAGGACAACGCUCUGAAACCUUUCGACAAGUACCAGGACAUUGAGAAAGGUGGAUAUGCCAAGUUCAACGGCUUGAAAACGUACAACAAGAACUUGAAAACCUUGUUGGCUAUCGGAGGUUGGAACGAAGGUUCCAGUAGGUUCUCUCCGAUGUUUGCCGACCCUGACAGGAGACGGGAGUUCGUCAAGAACACCAUAAAGUUUCUGCGAAAGAACCACUUCGACGGCCUCGAUCUUGACUGGGAAUAUCCAGCCUCUAGAGAAGGCGGCAAGCCUCGGGAUAAAGACAAUUAUGCCAGCUUAGUGCAGGAACUCAGGGAGGAAUUUGAAAGGGAGUCUUCAAAAACCGGAAGACCGAGGCUUUUGGUAUCGUUGGCCAUGCCAGCUGGUAUCGAGCAUAUCGAGAAAGGCUACGACAUUCCUAGAUUAAACGAAUAUUUGGAUUUCAUCAAUCUUCUCUCGUACGACUAUCAUUCGUCUUACGAUCCAGCCGUCAAUCAUCACGCACCUCUGUACCCUCUCGAGGAAGAUAACGAGUACAGCUACGACACCGAAUUAACGAUUGAUUAUACCGUGAACUACCUGUUAAAAAACGGCGCCACCCCGGAGAAGUUAGUUCUAGGAAUUCCAACGUAUGGCCGGACCUAUACCCUUUUCAAUCAGGAUGCCACUGAUCUAGGAUCGCCAGCGGACGGUCCAGGGACCAAGGGUGACGCGACUGGCGAGAAAGGCUAUCUUGCUUAUUACGAGAUCUGCGAGAACCUGGAACAGUCGGACGAUUGGGAAGUGGUACAACCAAAUCCAAAAGCGAUGGGUCCCUAUGCGUACAAGGGAGACCAAUGGGUAGGUUACGACGACGUAGAGAUGGUCAGAUUGAAAGCCAAGUACGCGAAUGAAAAGAAACUAGGAGGAAUUAUGUUUUGGACGAUCGAUAACGAUGACUUCCGGGGAAAAUGUCACGGUCGUCCCUAUCCCCUGAUCGAAACUGCCAAAGAGACUCUCUUGACAGACAGCAGCACGAAUGCUGUUCAAAAAUCGAAGGCAACGGAUAGCCGUAAGAAAAUUCGAGUGCAUGGAGCUCAGAGCAAUACCGUGGCGAGAAGAACUGGUUCGAAUGUCAGGCGAAGCACCACGACUGCGGCCCCUGUCUCGAAGAACCGAAUUUCCUCCUCUAGACCCAAGUAUCGGACAAUUUCACGGUCCAGAGCCAGCGAGGAAGACGAGGAGGAUGAACAAAUCGACAGGCAAUUUUACGAUUCGUCUUCUAACGAGGAAGAAAAUUCUGAGAGAGGCAACGUGGUCAGAAGUAUAAACGAAAACGAGAGGACAAGGAACAGGAACAAAAGUAGACCGAAAGGUCGAUCAAGUUCCAAUCGGAAUCGUAGGAAGCCAAUUCGCCGCAAGGAACAAACCAACGAUGAUUCGAAGGAAGAAUCACUGAGUAAUAGAUUAACCACUCCGGAACCUCCGACAACGCCUGAUCCCGGCACAGAUUUCAAGUGCGAGGAUGAAGGAUUUUUCCCGCACCCUCGUGACUGCAAGAAAUACUUCUGGUGUUUGGAGAGUGGUCCAGGUGGUCUCGGUGUGGUGGCUCAUCAGUUCACAUGCCCUUCUGGACUGGUGUUCAACAAGGCAGCCGAUUCCUGUGACUAUCCGCGCAACGUUGCGUGUCCGAAAUCGAAACCUUCGCAGUCGACCGUGUCCACGACCAGAGCGCCGAUAACAGCUGCGACCAGUCGCACGACUUAUCUCUACAGUACCACACGUAGAUCGACCUCCGAGAAAUUGAAUACGGAGGAAGAUUACGAGUACUACGACGAGGACGAUGAAGAGGACGAAGAAGAGGAGAAGGAAGAAAAGGAGAAGCCUAAGGUGACUAGUACUCCGAAGACACUUUUAUAUAAAACGAUCACCAGAAACAAGUCUAGCACUACUACGACCACGGAGGCACCCUCCACCACCUCAAAGACUGAUAAACACGUUGCUCAGAAGGAAAUUGAUAUCGCGGACGAAGAGGACCCUAAAGUUAUCAAAGAACUGAUAAUGCUGAUCAAGAAAGCAGGCGGUAUAGAGCAACUGGAGAAGCAAUUGUUGCUUCAAAACAAAAGUCCUAACAAUACGGCAAGUUCUGGCAGCGAAAAUGCUACUCCAGCUACGAUAAGUCGUACCUUGUACGAACGCGUAUUGAAUCGUCAAGCCGGUAAAAUUGCAAACAGGCAACGUACACCUACGAAUGCGAACGGGCCGGGAAAAGCACAAUUCGAAGGACUGGAUGAAGUUCCAGAGGUGAAAGGUCUGAGACGCUCGCAGAAGCCGCAGUACGUUACCAUCGAGAGAUCAAAACCUUCCACGAAGGAGCCGCCAACUGAGGACGAAGACGUUGACGAAGAAGAUGUUGACGAGGACAACACAGACGUGGCUUCUUCCGAGGAGCAAACGAUCAGCAAUCCCUUUUUAACUAGUUCGACGCAGAGAGCAACGCCUAAUUAUAUCAACAUCAGACGUCCGCGCCCUUCGACGUCAAGAAACGAGAACGACGCGAAGGAGAAAAACAAGGACGAGGAGGAAGAGGGGCCAAUUCGACGUCGUCGUCCUGGCGUGUCUUCGAAUUCCGAAAAUACCAAAGAUCAGGAAUCACGUUCGGCCACGAACGAGGAAAACUCGCAAACAACAAAAUCCAGAUAUGUCAGCGUUCAAAGAUUCAGGAGCACGACGCCACAGUCAACAGAGGCUGUUUCGGAAGUUGCAUCCACUAGUCAAAGCCCAAUCACGGAAUCAGUCGUUUCAAGUGAGCCGCCAAAAAUCGAUCAGCAGGUGGAUACCACUACGACGACUGCUGUGAUAAAUAUUCAACCUUCGAUCGGCUUAUCUUCGACACCAAACGAUAUCCUUAUUGACCCGGAAACGGAAAAACCGAUUUCAACCACUACUCCAGAGGCAAGCUCGACUACCGAGUCCGUGAGACUAGUCGAGGAUUCGGCAACGGAGAUCCUUUUAACCACGGCGCCAGCAAGCUCGUCCACGUUGUCGUCUCCAAAUACAAGGAUCAGCACUGCAACGGUAUCUCAGCCACGACCAUUUGGCUUUAACCGAAGAAAUAGGCCUUCCACCGAGCCUACGACCACUCCACUUCCAUCAUCCAACGAUCAGACGAGGUUCAAGGUCGCCAGCUCGGAAGUUAAUAGAUUACCAACCCUCAAGGAACUAAUUGGUUAUCAAACGAACAAUUACACCAGCAGUCCGUCACCCAUAUUCUUGAGUUUGUUUCCUCUUAAAACGAAGAACAAAGAGGUUUUAUCGCGUGAAAAAGACGCGAAUUCGAUUCUCGAGGAAACUACAGUUCGAGAGGAUAUAAUAUCGAAUGAUACAGAAUCGAAAUCCUGGAUGACAAACAAACACGAUAAAAAAGAAGAGAGGAGUAACACGGUUCAGAACGAUUUAGAUUUAUCCAUAGACGAUAUAGACGCCUAUUACGUUGAUGACAAUAGCGCGGUUGACGAUGACGAUACUUCGUUGACUAAUAAGAAGAGGAUAGAUCGCGAAGGUCCGUUGACGACUACCCUGAAACCUACUACCAUGCGUGGUAUUCCUUUAGUGAAUUUACUAAAGAGCAAGGUACCGCGUGGAUUUUACGUGACUAGAAGCGAAACGGAACAUCCGAUAUCAGAGAAACUGGAGGAUGAAGCGUUAACCACUGAGUUUACAACUCCGUUGAUAGAAAGAAACUAUAAUGUCCCUGAUAAAAUUGAACGACCCGACAUGGAUAGAAAAAUGGACUCUGAUCUUCAAGAUGAUGAUGAAGAAAAUUCCAAGUCUUCGACCGAAGUCACUUUGAAUUCCUAUUUGUCUAAAAAUAAUAAUGGAGACGUGGUCAGAAUCAAGGAUGAAGUCGAUAGCGCAACUUCUUUGAUGGAUCAAGAGCAUACAGAGAAAUACAUACCAACUACACCUGAUGUAUCGUCAAUAGUUGAUUUCACAGAGAUCGAAAACUUGGAAAAAGACAUAACAUCUUCGGCUUCUUCAGCUAUUACUAUUCCAAUUCAUCCGACACCUAUUACAUCUACUCCUUCGUCUCCUACUGAACCAGAGCCUUCGAUAGUUUCUAAAUCUAUCGAUACUAUGACCGAAACGUCUUUAACUAAUAAUAAUAAUAAUACAAAUGACAAUAGCAUCGUUACAGAUGAGACCACUUCGAUUUCUGUGACUGAAGUACAAUCGAAUGUCGUGUCCAGGACAAGCGUAUCGGAACCUGUAACAGAAGCAGAAUUGUAUUCAGAGAACAGAACAUAUGCCGCAGAUUUGGAAAAUGGUUAUUCAACGAACGGAAAGAUCGGUAAAACGUACACUGAUGAAGAUGGGAAAAACUCUACGAGAAAUAACGAAGAUUCCAAGUUGACUUCGUCGUUGACAACCACGACGUUUUCUUCCACUAGUGUUGCAGAACUUGUUGAAGCACCGACUACUCGAACCGAGAGAACACUGAACAAAUCUAACCUUCGUCGACAAAAAACUAGAUUUAAUCCCAGUUACGAAUUUGGACGUAAGUCUGGAAAUCGUCAUUACGUAAGUCCAGCAGCAAAGGAAGGUCAAGAAGAUUCGAUAGAAGAAGUAAGAACACAAUACCCUCGACGUAGGAUUAUUAAUUAUAGAAAAUCUCAACGCAGGCGUGUCGUUACUACUAGAACUACGAAUAACUCACUCGUCUAUGAGACAACUACUCGUUACGUAAAAAAGACAAAAGCAAAUAAUCGCGUAAGAAAUCUAAAUGACCGAGAGAGAUCGUAUAAAGAAGAGACAAGCGUGGGAAAGAAGCUUAUGCCAAAGACAUAUCAGACAGGAAACAAGGCUGUCUUCAAAGAGGAACAUCUUCGGAUCGAGGAGAAUAUCGAUCGAUUCGAACCCGAGGUGAAUUCCUCGAAGAAUACAGUAACAACUCGUACACCAGGAAAUUUGCCGUCAACCAGGUUGAGGAAACCCUCUACGUUCAAUUCGACGUCAUUGCAAAGCAAAACUGCAAACACAUUCGCGAACCAUCGAAAAACUCAUCUGACCGACGGAAAGUUUCAGACUCAUGUUAACGAAACACUCGAUGCCAUGGAUGAAAGAACAGAGACACCGAAACCUGAAAAAGAUAUUGAUCAAAGUAGUAGGGCACAAGAAAUCGCGGUGACUUUGGCGGAUCCACCGUCUCCGCAAUCAUCAGCCACCGGUCGACCACUGUUAAGGAACGCCCUGAGGCGCAAAAUAAGCACUACGGUUGCACCUAGAACAGACGCAACAACAAGCAGGGCUACUCUCAGGUUCACUCCGACUCACAGAGGUCGACAGAAGGCGAAGACGAAGGAUAAAACUCAACAAAACGUGACGACAAGACCUAUACGACCGCCAGUUAUCGAUUACGAUUAUUACGAGGACGAGGAGGAACCGGUGAUUGGAAAAUCCAACUUCAACGGAAAACUCUUUCUCACGAACAAAGGAACUAUCCGAUGUCUGGAUCAAGGCAACUUCCCUCAUCCAGAUUCUUGUAAAAAAUUUAUUACUUGCGCAAAAAUGGUGAACGGCUUGGUAAUUGGGGCCGAGUACACUUGCCCCGAUAAGUUAUCCUUUGAUCCGGUCGGUGGUAUUUGCAACUGGUCAGCCGGACUUGGCUGCAAGGAGUAAUUUCUUCCAAAGUAUGUGUUGAACGUUAUCUUGAAAAUUACGUAAAAAUAUUAAGUGUUCAGUGAAACUGAUAAAUCAGGCACAAGAUAACUUUUAUCACAAGAUCAAAAUCAAUUAAUUGACGAAUCUGAAAGAUUCAUUUUAAUCUUUACAAACGCAUGUAGCCAUAACUAACGGAAACGAAGCGUGGUGAUAUUAUCGUUAAAAAUUUGUCUGUAAAUAUUAUAGUUAUUGUAUAUACAUAGGUU